CCAACUUCCAUCACACCUACCCUCCCCUUCCCCCUCCCCCCCUCUCCCGAGCCCCUCCCGCCUCUUGACUCACACAGGGACCUCACAGCAAUCGGUAUAUUAUUCGCCUGGGAUAAUAACACUAUCGCCGACAACAUGUCAGACGACGCCGACGUGGAAAUGCUCGACAUGCUCCCCAGCACCCCGCGGGUGAACUUCCAUCACAGUGCGCCCAUCUCCGUCCCGCCUAUCGCGGCGCGGCCCAUACCGGUCUCGGUUGCACCCUCGGCGUCGCGCCCACCGUUAACGACGUUGCGCUCGACGUCGUCAUCGUCGUCGUCGCGGGGCACGGUGGGGGCGUACCCCGCUGAGGCCGGAGAUGUGGAGCCACAUUUAGUUUCAGGGGAUGAAGGAGAAGGUUCGCGGUCGGGCGAGAACGAAAGCGCGUCUGAGGACGAAGAGGAGGGCGAGGGCGAGGGUGAAGAAGGGGACGAAGGCGAGGAGGCUGAGGGCGAGGGCGAGGAGGGAGAAGACGGUGAAGAGGCUGAGGAAGCUGAGGAAGCAGAAGAAGGCGACGAAGAAACAGACAGCGAAGAAGAGGACGACGACGACUCGGUCGUCGAGAUCCCCCCGCCAGGCCAGCGUGAGCCUAGUGCCAAGCCACUCACAACGCCGCCCGCAGCCGUGCCCGUCACAUCCGUCGCGUCCGCGUCCGACCUCCCCGCCCCGCCUAUGACCGCCGAAUCUGACAUGACCGCCGUCGGCACCGACACCACCGAAGCCACUAAGGCAUCAUCCAGCAAGCCGAGCUCAAAGGCCGUAAAGAAAAAAGGGCGCCCGCGCUCUCCCUCACCUGGAACGCCGCCUCCACCGCCCCCGCCCCCGUUGCAGACGAUCCGGCUCGAGAUUCGGCUGGGCGGGCCGGAGAACUACGAGGUGGACGUGCGCGCUUUGGCCCGGGAGACGGGGCAGCGUCCGCCAUCGCCUGCGCUGCCUACAACGCAUCUUGGCAAGCACUAUGCGACAGACGUCGAGCAUGAGGGAGGUGCCGGUGGAGAUGGUACAGGGGAAGGAGGGACCGGGCCGCCCGAGGGGGCUAAACGAAAGAGGAAGAAAAAGAACCACGCGUCCGAGUACUAUGACACGGCCGACCCGUUCAUCGACGACUCGGAGCUCGCUAUCGACGAUAGACAUUAUUUUGCGCAGACGAAGCAGCAGGGAUUUUAUGUUUCGAGUGGAGAGGUUGCGCUUCUCAAGGACAAAACCCCUGCCCGAAAACCCAAGUCCAAAAAGAGCCCUGCACAUGAAGUUCCCGGCGGUGCCAACGGGACGCACGCCAAACCAGACCCUGCACGGGAAAACCCCGUGCUCAGCUCGCUGAGCGUGAGCGCCGCGCUCGUCGGCUCGCGGCAACCUGGCGCGCCCGAGGGCAAGCGGCGGAAGAACUAUACGGUCGUGGAGGAGAACGGAAAGAAGCGGAAGGUUGUGGAUAUUCGAGACUUCAAGCCCGAGCUCCAAACAGCAUUCGAUGAUCUCAAAGCUGCCAUUUCAAAUCAAACAUGGGAGAACAAAUCCAAGUUCCCGCCAACACUCAAGCCCCUGCUAGCCGAGGUUGCACUCAAAGCUGUGCACCUGGGCGAGUACGAUGACGACUUUUUCAACCUCAUGCCUGUCUUGUUCCCGUAUAAUCGGUUUACUAUGUCUAAACUCAUCAAACGCCUCGUAUUCGUCGACCAUGUCAAGAUCCUCACGGACGAGCAGGAGAAGCUACUCGCGCAGCUCGCCGCGCUCACGAAGGAGGGUUUCCCGCGCGCGAAGGAGGAGUGGGAGCGCGCCGUUGUGCAGUGGGAGAAGCGCCAAGAGAAGCGCUCGGACGGUACGCCGGUAGCUGGCGGACCGGGCUCCGAUAUCAAAGACGAAGAAAUGGCCGAACCCUCUGCUACCGCCAACGCGCUGUCUACUGCCUCGGCUCUGGACGGGGGCGCCGACGACGGCGGUGAGGGCAGAGAAGAGGGCGCGGGCGGCAUGGCAGGGAGAGACGCGCACCCGCCGGCGCAGAAGUACAGACUGACGGAGGAGAUGAAGCAGAUCAUAUGGCAGCUCGUGUUGCUGAGCAACGAGUGCUGUCGGUUGGAGAAUGAGAAGAAUGAACUCGAAGGGAAUAAUCAGAUUGUGAGCGAGCAGGGGACGCGGAAGGUGUUGUAUCAGAAGAUUGUGGCUUCAUUCCCGCCUGGAUGGCUUAACUCGGGUCAGAUAUCGCGUGAUGUGAGCGCCAUGAAGAAGAAGCUCGAGAAAGAGGCUAUGGAAGCUGAGGGUUAAACGUUAAACGUUAACCUUGCGGCCCCUGGUGUCCCUCCACCUCCAGUCGUGGAUACUUGUGUCACUUCUGCAUCCUGGCUGCGCGACUUACCCUGAGAAUUUCAGCGCCGACAUUUUUCUCUGGCUUCUUCCUCAUUCUUCCCGCACUUAUGUGAUGUCACCGAGUGAUGGACGGUUGUUCUCCCCGCGUACCUGUUUGAUGAGGUCUGCUUCAUAUUAUCAUUAUUCCUUCAUUCCUUCGCCAUUCAUAUGUUUCCUUUAUUCGAUAACACUCCCAUCCCGUACAGUCUUCGGAUCCUCGCAUGCUCUACAUUCGGCCUUCCCUCCCAUCACCCGCCUUGCCUACCGCAUGUCGUGCACUCUCUUUUCACUGCC
This is a messenger RNA of Coniophora puteana RWD-64-598 SS2, 2673 nucleotides long. RefSeq lists its product as uncharacterized. Bases 136 to 2298 code for a protein of 720 amino acids. The record is from RefSeq and is a predicted model, not a curated record. Lineage: Eukaryota; Fungi; Basidiomycota; Agaricomycetes; Boletales; Coniophoraceae. The transcript has 10 exons.